Molecule: messenger RNA, 2887 nt
Organism: Panthera uncia (snow leopard)
Lineage: Eukaryota; Metazoa; Chordata; Mammalia; Carnivora; Felidae
Gene: LRRC59
Product: leucine rich repeat containing 59
Exons: 7
Coding region: 229-1149 (306 amino acids)
Molecular function (GO): protein binding
Source: RefSeq, a predicted model, not a curated record
GUGACGUGGACACGGAAGUGGUCGUCGUCGCGGCGGCACCGGUGGGAGCGGGGCGCGGGGCUCAGAGUGCAGCGGGCGGUCGGGCGGACGGCGGCGUCUCGCACCUGCGGCGGCGGCGGACGCAGGCGUUGUCGGUUGGGUGCGAGUCCGCUGAACCGACGAGCGGCUUCUCAGCGCCUCUCCUGCCCGUCGGAGCCCCGGAGCCGGCACCGCUCAGCCGGCGUCACCAUGACCAAGGCCGGCAGCAAGGGCGGGAACCUCCGCGACAAGCUGGACGGCAACGAGCUGGACCUGAGCCUCAGCGACCUGAAUGAGGUCCCCAUCAAGGAGCUGGUUGCCCUGCCAAAGGCCACCAUACUGGAUCUGUCCUGCAAUAAACUGACUAGUCUACCGUCGGAUUUCUGUGGCCUCACACACCUGGUGAAGCUGGACCUGAGUAAGAACAGACUGCAGCAGCUGCCGGCAGACUUUGGCCGUCUGGUCAACCUCCAGCACCUGGAUCUCCUCAACAACAAGCUGGUGACCCUGCCCGUCAGCUUUGCCCAGCUCAAGAGCCUGAAGUGGCUGGACCUGAAGGAUAACCCCCUGGAUCCUGUCCUGGCCAAAGUGGCAGGGGAUUGCUUGGAUGAGAAGCAGUGUAAGCAGUGUGCCAACAAGGUGUUACAGCACAUGAAGGCCGUGCAGGCUGACCAGGAGCGAGAGAGGCAGCGGCGGCUGGAAGUAGAACGAGAGGCCGAGAAGAAGCGGGAGGCCAAGCAGCGAGCUAAGGAGGCGCAGGAGCGGGAGCUGCGGAAGCGGGAGAAGGCGGAAGAGAAGGAGCGCCGGAGAAAGGAGUACGACGCCCUCAAAGCAGCCAAGCGGGAGCAGGAGAAGAAGCCGAAGAAGGAAGCAAAUCAGGCUCCGAAAUCGAAGUCCGGCUCUCGCCCCCGCAAGCCGCACCCCCGGAAACACACCAGGUCCUGGGCCGUGCUGAAGCUGCUGCUGCUGCUGCUCCUGUGUGUGGCCGGCGGGCUGGUCGCCUGUCGGGUGACAGAGCUGCAGCGGCAGCCCCUGUGCACCAGCGUGAACACCAUCUACGACAACGCGGUCCGGGGUCUGCGCAGCCACGACAUCCUGCAGUGGGUGCUGCAGGCCGAUUCUCAGCAGUGAGCCUGUCCUCCACACCUGCUGCCUCCCAGCCUUGGAGCUUGGAUUCCUAUGGAAUUGGGUUCUGCUGGACACAACCUCUUUUUAGCGUCCGACCUACCUGCCAUCAUCAAAUGGCUGCCGAUUGGUACUUGAGAUCCCCUCUUUGUAGGACUUCUCCGUUCCUUGGUCAGGGUCCCCUGGCGGAAUAAGAAGUGAGACGUGGGGACAGUUACCUGCAUGCCUAAAGGAAUAGGCUUGGGGUGGGGAGAGGGAAAAACGGCCUUUUCUAGUUGUUCUACAAAGCUGUGUAAAGGCAAGGCUCGUUUCUACUAAACGGUCAGGUCAGCUGUCACUACAUUUAUACUUUUGUAUGUCACAAACCCUUUCUUUCAUUCCUCCCUGGGCAGCCAGGGCAGAUCAGGAGGCAGUGUGAUUGGGGACUACGGGAACACCAUACUCGGCAAAUCUAGCCUAAAUUGGGAGGGGGGGGGGGGGAUACCUAUUUUCUUAAGGACCUCAGACAUUUUUAAUGACCAUAUAAAACCUCAGGCUGUGAAAGGGACUUCAGGACCACCCAGUCCAAUAGAACACUUGCAGACAGGGAAACUGAGGCCUUCGGUGACUUGCCUAUGGUCUCCCAGCUAGUUGAGGCAGAACUGAACUCCUGCUCCAGUAUCCUCUCUCUCUUGUCAUUUUGCUUCCAUAAUAAUGUCAGGAGAGAACAGAAGUCACACCAGAACUGAGUGUCUCUCAGCUGGAGUGUAAAAUCUUUGACGGUAGGCAAGCUUCAUGUCCCACAAAUAGAAAUCUCAUAGCCAUGAGGGUCCUGGCAGCUCCUGUAGAGCCCUGCCCCCCGGCUCAUGUGGCUUUCGCAAAAUGGGGACGGCCCAGGCUCCUUGCCUCAAUUUUAGAGCAUUAACUCCCUGAUUGCCAGUAAACAACGAGGUGGACCAUUGCAAAGCCAUAUUGUCUCGGGCAGCUGUUGGUAGUUGGUGCGACAAAGUAAGUCAAAGUCAACCUGAAAAUUCCAAAGUUUCAUGGAGAUGGACGUCUAGAAUUGUUUGGGUCGAGACCUAGAACCACCUCCGCAAUGAAGGGAAGCGAGUGGCACCACGGAGUUUAAAAGUGGUGCACUUCCUAAUGACCGGCACAGACGGGCAGGACUGUCCAUCCUCUUGUCUCCCAGAUUAUGCCUCUGCUUGCUCUGUGGCCUCCUUGGCCUCUCUUUUUCACAAAAGCCGGAUGAAGGAAAAAGAAAUGGUCAUCAUGGUGCUCAUUCACUGAAAGGUCCCAGUUACCAGCUUCUUGUCUCUCCCUCAGGGGAACAAGAACCUGUCAUGGUUCAGAGACAGAGUGAGGUCCAGGGUUUUUAGCCUUAGUGGCUCAUUUGGAUAGGAUGGCCACUUAUGACCGUCCUAUUGGAAGAAGUGACUUGUUCCUUUCUCCCUCCCCAGAUAGCUCUGCUGCAAAAGCCCAUACCUUACUCAGAAUCACUACACAUUCCUUAGUCUUCCUCCAAGCUCCAGAGCCAUUGGUACAAAUGCUUUAUUGAAACUAAACAGUACGUGACAUGAGAUUAAGAGGAUAUGGAAGUCCCCACACAGGGGCUGGUUGAGGCGGCUUCAGUGGGUGUAGGAAGGCAGGGCACACCCGGCCCUAGUCAAGUCAACCCGCUGAGGGAAGUUCACUCAUGAUCUCGAGAUUUGAUGCUGAGGUUCUUCUGGAUUUCUACAAUUAUUAAAUAUGUGUCUGAGUGGUC